Messenger RNA from Drosophila rhopaloa, 1706 nucleotides. RefSeq lists its product as uncharacterized. The record is from RefSeq and is a predicted model, not a curated record. Lineage: Eukaryota; Metazoa; Arthropoda; Insecta; Diptera; Drosophilidae. Bases 93 to 1607 code for a protein of 504 amino acids. The transcript has 5 exons.
GUCACACUGCUUUGGUGCUUGAAAAAAGAGUGCGCCUUGUGUGUUUUUUGCCAACUAUAGAGCAUAUUCAGGUGGAAAUAGUGGGGUUUUCAAUGCGACGUUCGAAGGCUCCUUCAAUGCGCCAGGCGGCCAAGCGGGAAAUUAAAGAUCCGGAACCUCCAGAGGAUCCAGAAGCACCUUACUCCUGGCCCAGUAUUACUCCCACAAUGGAAUGGGGCUCCUCCAACGGCUCUGAAAACCUGGGACCCCGAGAGCUGAAGGCUGGCGAGAAUCCCCUCAAGGAAAGCCGCAUCUUCCAUGUGCUCUGGCGGAAUCAAACCACCAAAAAACACAAGACCUGGACUGGCAAUGGAACCCUGGUGGUCACCGGAUCUAAAGUAGUCUUAAAGGAUGACACGGGCAAAGUUGUGGACAACAUGACAUGCUUUAAGCAGCGGGAUUUCAAGGAGAACGAUCAGCUACAAAUCGGUAGCAAGGAUGUGGAAGUCCAGGAGGAGAUCAAGACCUUGCAGGAGUGUGUGACCCAACGAAAGUUGGAGAUUGCCAGCUGGUGCAAAAAAAUCGAUGCCCAGAAUGGUAUGGAAUCGGAAGUUCCUGUGACCAGUGCUUCCUGCAGAUCGCAUGUGCUUAAGAGAACGCACCAAGAAUGCUCCUUCGAUGUACAAAAUCCUCGGCUUUCGGGAUUCACCACGACCGGAAUGGAACCUCCACCACAUGAGAAAAGAAUGCGCGAAGAAAGUCCCUCAGUGGCAGUGAUUCCUCCCCGUUCGGAAUUCACUCAAGUAGAGUAUCUGUGCCUGCUAGCUCCAGCAGAACUUCAGGAAAAAAUAUUGCAUUUUCUAGCCGAUUAUAUCAAAAAUUGUAAAGUGGUAAGACAGGUUUGCUUUAAGUUAUUUCAGCUGGUCUGCGAUCAUCCCGUUCUUCUUAAAACCCUCGUCAAGCACGCAGACUUUGAGGACCUAAUGCAGGUGAUGGAGCCCAAAUUACCACCCUGGCUGGAAAUGGAUAUUUACGACUCAGCCAAGUUCGAGUUUGUGCAUCGGAUGCUGGACUAUUUGGUGGUAGAGCAAGGCGAGAAAUGUUGUAUUUUGGCGAACCGACAGGAUUGCUUGAAAAUGGCUAUAGGCUAUUGCCAAAGCUAUGAUAUAAGUCAUGAACAGCUGGAUAGUCCCCAAAAAGUAGCUAUGUUCAACUCUGGCGAGGAAGGGUCACCAAUGGUUGCUUUGGUUUUAUCUAGUGACUUACCAAAGAUAGGCUCUGUUCGCUGCAAAAACCUCAUCAUUUAUAAUUACAAUGCCAGAGAAAAAGCCAAUGAACUUCUCGCAACUGGGGAAAUAGACACCAAAAUAUACACACCGGUCACAUCUGGAGGUUGUCCGGAGGAGCUGCAGUUCUACAGACGCCUUGGUCUGAAAAAAGAUGGGGAUACUCUAGGGGAUCUUCAAAAUUACAGAAGAGAGCUGAUACCAAGCACUAAACAUGAACUGGCAACUUGGACCAAGAUUGAGCCACUUUUUAGUGUUGAUUUCCUUAAAGAAGUUGCUAUCUCUGAUAGUCUGGAAAACAUUCAGCUUGUUUAUUCAAAAAAGGGGAACGUAGAACUUUAACAGUAACCAAAAGUUAUUUAAUUGAUACGAAUUUCAAUACGAAAAAACAGAUCGGAAAGAGAUCUUGAACUUAAAAAAUAUAAAAGUACUUUAAGUGGC